GUGAACAUAAAUCGCUGACUUUUCUCCACCAAUCACAAAGACAUCGGCACCCUAUAUUUUAUCUUCGGAGCCUGAGCAGGAAUAGUUGGAACAGCCCUGAGCCUACUCAUUCGCACAGAACUAAGCCAACCCGGACCCCUUAUAGGAGACGACCAGAUUUACAAUGUCAUUGUCACCGCACAUGCCUUCAUUAUAAUUUUCUUCAUAGUAAUACCCAUCAUAAUCGGGGGAUUCGGAAACUGACUACUACCAUUAAUAAUUGGAGCACCUGACAUAGCAUUCCCCCGAAUAAACAACAUAAGCUUCUGAUUACUCCCACCAUCAUUUACUUUACUCCUCUUCUCAGCCUUCGUUGAAACUGGAGCUGGAACUGGAUGAACAGUCUACCCACCACUAGCAGGAAACCUAGCCCACGCUGGACCCUCAGUAGAUCUAACCAUUUUCUCCCUUCAUCUCGCAGGGGUAUCUUCAAUUCUAGGGGCAAUUAAUUUUAUUACCACAGCCAUAAACAUAAAACCCCCAGCAAUAUCACAAUACCAAACACCUCUUUUCGUAUGGUCUGUGCUUAUUACAGCCGUACUACUCCUACUCUCUCUACCAGUCUUAGCUGCUGGAAUCACCAUACUCCUAACCGACCGAAACUUAAACACAACCUUUUUCGAUCCAUCUGGUGGCGGAGACCCAAUCCUGUAUCAACACCUCUUCUGAUUCUUCGGACACCCAGAAGUCUACAUCCUCAUCCUCCCAGGAUUCGGAAUAAUUUCCCACGUGGUUACCUUUUACUCAGGGAAAAAAGAACCAUUUGGGUAUAUAGGGAUAGUAUGAGCAAUAAUAUCAAUUGGCUUCUUAGGCUUCAUUGUCUGAGCUCACCAUAUAUUUACAGUAGGAAUAGACGUUGAUACCCGAGCAUAUUUUACUUCAGCCACAAUAGUUAUUGCUAUCCCCACAGGAGUAAAAGUAUUCAGCUGAUUAGCAACAAUUUAUGGGGGAAUUAUAAACUGACAAGCUCCAAUGCUCUGAGCACUAGGCUUCAUCUUCCUAUUUACAGUAGGAGGACUGACCGGAAUCGUCCUAGCCAACUCAUCAUUAGACAUUAUUCUCCACGACACCUACUAUGUAGUAGCCCACUUCCAUUAUGUGUUAUCAAUAGGGGCAGUAUUCGCAAUUAUAAGUGGGUUCACUCACUGAUUCCCACUAUUUACAGGGUUUACUCUACACCCUAUAUGAACGAAAACCCAAUUCAUAAUCAUGUUUACAGGAGUAAACCUGACCUUCUUCCCACAACACUUCCUAGGCCUCUCCGGAAUACCACGACGAUACUCAGACUACCCAGACGCAUAUGCCUUCUGAAACAUGAUCUCGUCAAUCGGGUCAUUAAUUUCCAUAGUCUCUGUAAUCCUCCUAAUAUUUAUUGUGUGAGAAGCAUUCUCAUCAAAACGUAAAGUUCAAACACCAGAAAUAGCAACCACAAAUAUUGAAUGACUCAAUAGCUGCCCUCCAUCCCACCACACCUAUGAAGAGCCAGUAUUUGUUCAAACACAAU
This is a messenger RNA of Gavialis gangeticus (Gharial), 1543 nucleotides long. NCBI's taxonomy places the organism in Eukaryota, Metazoa, Chordata, Crocodylia, Gavialidae. The record is from the annotation of a RefSeq genome assembly.